Vitrella brassicaformis is the source of this 706-nucleotide messenger RNA. The record is from the annotation of a GenBank genome assembly. Lineage: Eukaryota; Vitrellaceae.
CCGAGCGGCGCGAGUGCAUGGGGGCCUUGUGUGAGGAGGUGGGGCAGGACCUCUGGGACCACCCCGUGCAGACGCUGGCUGUCCUAGCCGACAUCCUCGAGGCCACACGAGAGGCCCAGUACCAGCCCUCACGAUACCUGCAGCAGCAGCAGCAGCAGCAGCAGCCGGAGUACCGUCAUGAGUUUGACUUCAGCGAGCAGCUCAUGUACCUCCUCUUCACCAGCGCACAACAAGGCGGAUUAUCCACUGAUAAUGACGGACCCCGGACGUCAUCAGGGGACUCACAACGUGACGACGUUCCCCGCGACGCUGUUCGCUUCGACCGAGGCGACGGGCAGCACCCCUCUCCGUCUCGUCUGCAGAAGGUUGCUGCAGCGCGUCUCGAGGGUUUGAGGCAGCAGGGCGCCCGGCUGCUGUCGACACUGCAGCAGCAUCAGAGGCAGCUGCUGGGGCGGGUCCAGGCGCACCGUACUGGCGUCAGCACCGAAACAUCCAGCGCUCUCGGCAUCCACCCGCAGCCCUUCGCACAGGUUCUGGCCGCUCAUGGCUGGGUCCCCUCACACGUCACCUUCAAGAGGGGGCCGGCCGAGCUGCAGCUGCUGCCCGGAAGAGCCGCACGGAUGCAGCAGCCCCGGGAGGGACAUCAGCUUAACUAACUAAUCGUUCGUCGGGAGGGACAUCAGCUUAACUAACUAAUCGUUCGUCG